UUGAAGAAGGUUCCCACCCUCACUCAGUCCUCUGAAGGAGCCUGAUCCUGCCUCUCCCAGUGGUCAGACUAGCCUGAGGCAGUCCUUUCCUAGCACCUCCCCUCUGGCCUAGAGGCUCUGCUUGUCUUCUCAUCCUCCAGAGGAGAACAAGGCAAUGGGUCUUCCCCUGCUGCUGCUCCUGCUGCUGCUGCCAGCAUCUCUGCAGGCUGGUGGCUCAGCAAAGUGCAAUUCAAACCAUGGUUUUGAAGUCAACCAACCAGAACACCUCUCAGCCCCUGAGGGUGGCUCCAUCUGCAUCCCCUUCUCCUUCUGUUACCCCUGGGAGUUAGCCAAGAAACCCAAAGUGCGUAUAUUCUGGAGAUGGAAAAAUUUCCAUGGGGAGUUUAUCUACAAUACAAGCCUGCCUUUCACUCAUGAGAAUUACAAGAACCGCCUCUCCCUGAACUGGACAGAGGGCUGGAGGAACGGCUGCCUCUGGAUUCAAAACCUGCAGAGGAAAGAUGAAUCCCAGUACUUCUGCCGAGUCCAGUUGAUCACACAAGAAGGCCCGAAGGUGUGGCAGUCCAUCAAUGGGACCAAACUGACCAUCACGAGAGCCCCCGAGAAAACUACCAAGGGCCCCACCAGCACCAGCGCCACCACCACCACAGACGGCUUCAGUGUCUCCGAGGAUGAAAGGAGCUCAGGGUCUGGGCCCCUCACUCUAGGAACUAUAGUAGGGGUGUCACUGGCUGGCGCUAUGCUCAUAAUCGCAAUUUUGGGACUGAUGCUCUACCUCCGAUGGAAGAGAAGCAAAGGUCUGCAGACUAAAGCAAGAGCCCCAGACAGGAGAUCCUUCCAUAACACGGAGGAGAAGUAUGAGAACAAUGGGCAUGAAGGAAAACAUAGUGACUCCAAGCUGGAUCCAAAGGUUGAUGGCAUCCUCUAUGCCUCCCUUGCCCUCUCUAGCUCGACCUCACCGUCAGCACCUCCCAGCCACCUUCUCCACAACAGUCCCCAGGAAGAGACCGUAUACUCUAUCCUAAAGACCUAAAGAGUGUGACUGAAUGAUGACCUCUUUAGAGUAAGCUGCAUAGGGGAAUCACCACUUCCCAUAAUAAUCCCAGCCAGACAGUGACUCAGAGGCCAGCAAAGCUGAAGGCCACCAAGAACCAGAGAAAAACAGCCAUCUGCUCCAGUUCCUUCUACAGCUUCCUCCCUUGCCCACAAAAAUAAAAGGAUCUGUAGGAUUUGCCUGAAUGCAUCUAAGGAAGAAACUGGUGUUAGCUUCAACUUCUGUCCUUCUCACCAAAAAUGAGUAUAAUAGAUACUCAUGCCCAAGAUCCCUCUUCUAGUUCAGUGACUGCCUCAUGCCUAGAAACAG
Molossus molossus (Pallas's mastiff bat) is the source of this 1363-nucleotide messenger RNA. Its product is annotated as paired immunoglobulin-like type 2 receptor alpha. Gene Ontology annotation, molecular function: MHC class I protein binding. Bases 155 to 1033 code for a protein of 292 amino acids. NCBI's taxonomy places the organism in Eukaryota, Metazoa, Chordata, Mammalia, Chiroptera, Molossidae. The record is from RefSeq and is a predicted model, not a curated record. The transcript is spliced from 7 exons.